CAUUGUGGUGGGCACGCCCGGGCGCAUGGAAGACCUGAUAUCCGGAGGUCAACUGUCGCUGACUCAGUGUCGCUUCUUCGUACUGGAUGAAGCGGACGGGCUGCUCAAGCAAGGGUACACUGAACUCAUUGAUCGUCUGCAUCGGCAGAUCCCUAAGAUUACGUCUGAUGGCAAACGCCUACAGAUGAUCGUGUGCUCGGCCACACUUCAUGCUUUUGAAGUAAAAAAGAUGGCGGAACGACUGAUGCAUUUCCCGACUUGGGUUGACCUGAAGGGGGAGGAUGCAGUACCUGAGACAGUACACCAUGUUGUGGUUAUGGUGGAUCCACAGAAGGACAACUCCUGGCACAAUCUGCGGAAACAUGUACAGACUGAUGGCGUACACCACAGCGACAAUGUGCGGCCUGGCAAUAACACUGCAGAAACCUUGUCAGAGGCAGUGAAGCUGUUGAAAGGAGAGUACUGCGUGCGAGCCAUUAACAAACACAAGAUGGACCGAGCCAUCAUAUUCUGCCGAACCAAACUGGACUGUGACAACCUUGAAAAAUAUUUUAAUCAGCUCGGUGGAGGACCUAACAACCGCAGUAACCCCUACUCUUGUGUGUGUCUGCAUGGUGACCGCAAACCUCACGAGCGCAAAGCCAACCUGGAGCAGUUCAAACGACAAGAAGCCAAGUUUCUUAUCUGCACCGAUGUGGCUGCCAGAGGCCUUGAUAUUUCCGGAUUACCUUUCAUGAUCAACGUGACACUCCCAGAUGAGAAGAGUAACUACGUGCACCGAAUUGGGCGUGUGGGGCGUGCUGAGCGCAUGGGCCUGGCAGUCUCGCUGGUGGCUGCAGUACCAGAGAAGGUGUGGUUCCACGGUGAAUGGUGCUCCUCUCGCGGCCGCAAUUGUUGGAAUACCAAACUCACUGACCAUGGUGGCUGCUGCAUUUGGUACAAUGAGAAGCAGUAUCUGGCUGACAUAGAAGAUCACCUCAAUGUAACAAUCCAACAAGUUGACCCUGAUAUUAAUAUUCCAGUGAAUGAGUUUGAUGGGAAAGUUACUUAUGGACAGAAGAAAUUGAAUGCUGGGUCUGGAUAUGAGAAUCACGUUGCUCAAAUGGCUCCAACUGUUCAAGAACUUGCACAACUUGAGAGCAAAGCUCAGAUUGUGUAUCUGAAUCGCCAUUUCAAAAAAGUUAGAACCGUAUAAGUCUGGUGUAUGUUAAUUCAUAUAUGAUAUGAUUCAUAUAUUUUUUGUUAUUUUGUUUUAUGUCAAAAUGGUCACUAAGAACACAACCUAUUGUAAGCCAUUUAUUUAGAUUUUUAAAGCUAUCAGAUAACUUUAUGUAUUUCUUUAAUUUAUGCUAUUAAUCAGUUAAAAAUUCAAAAAAAUAAAUUUAUUGCUUACAACAUCAAAA
Molecule: messenger RNA, 1403 nt
Organism: Homalodisca vitripennis (glassy-winged sharpshooter)
Lineage: Eukaryota; Metazoa; Arthropoda; Insecta; Hemiptera; Cicadellidae
Gene: Ddx1
Product: ATP-dependent RNA helicase Ddx1
Exons: 7
Coding region: 26-1195 (389 amino acids)
Molecular function (GO): ATP binding; nucleic acid binding
Source: RefSeq, a predicted model, not a curated record